Sipha flava (yellow sugarcane aphid) is the source of this 2332-nucleotide messenger RNA. RefSeq names its product ADAM 17-like protease (gene Tace). The transcript is spliced from 13 exons. Gene Ontology annotation, molecular function: metalloendopeptidase activity. Lineage: Eukaryota; Metazoa; Arthropoda; Insecta; Hemiptera; Aphididae. The coding region runs from base 108 to 2309 and encodes 733 amino acids. Gene Ontology annotation, cellular component: plasma membrane. The record is from RefSeq and is a predicted model, not a curated record. Gene Ontology annotation, biological process: Notch signaling pathway; membrane protein ectodomain proteolysis.
AACAAUUAUAUUAUACCAGAAUAUUUACUCUGUUAUUACUCUUUACUUACUGUUAUAAUAAUGUAAAAGUAUCUAAGUAACAAUACUUAAGUGUUAAUUCUUUUACCAUGAAAAAGCUCAUUACAAUUUUUCUUCUGUUAUUUAUAGCAAGAAAAGUUAAAAGUUCCAUUUAUAAAAACCUUGUACGUUUUGAAACGUUACAUGCUUCAGAUUUUUCUCAUAAGAUAGUGAAACGUGGAGUCUUUGAUAGUCCACAUCCAUUGAACAAAGUAAAUGAAGUAUCAUUUACUACAUUAGGAAAAGACUUUCGAUUAAUUUUAACACCUAAAAAAGGACUUUUACAUCAUCAGUUUGAAGCUACAAGUAUAGAUGCUGAAGGAAAUGAAACUCCUAUAGCCGUUGAUCAUGAAAACUUUUAUGAUGGUCGAGUAUUUGGAGAAAAAACAUCACAUGCUAGUGUACAUUUAGAUGAAGGAGUAAUGACAGCCAUUAUUGAUGUUCCUGGUGAAACUUAUCAUAUAGAACCAUCAUGGAGACACUUGCCUGAUAAAGAUAACAAAACAAUGGUAACUUAUAAGGCAUCAGAUGUUCGUUUAAGUUGGGAAAAUUCUAACUUAAAUCAACAUAAACCAUGUGCUUAUGUAAAAGAAGAUGCAGAAGUGGAAACUGUAGAAGAAGAUGAUUAUUUAAAUACAUUUACACGAUCUAAACGUGAUGCUGAUUCAUAUGAUUAUAUGACAACACCAACAAGAACACGUUGCCCAUUGCUUUUAGUUGCUGAUUAUAGGUUUUUUAGAGAAAUGGGUGGAGGUGAUACAAAAACGACUAUUAACUACUUAAUCAGCCUUAUUGAUCGUGUUCAUAAAAUUUACAAUGAUACUCUAUGGUUAGAACGACAAGAAUCUGAUGGAUUUCGCGGUAUGGGAUUUGUGAUUAAAAAAAUAACAGUUCAUAGUGAUCCAACUAAAGUACGAAGUUCAGAAGAUCAUUAUAACAUGGUUAGAGAAAAAUGGGAUGUCCGAUCACUUCUUGAGGAAUUUUCUAAAUCAAAAGACGUGUCCCAGUAUUGUCUAGCACAUCUGUUUACACAUCAAACAUUCAGAUCUUCAAAAACUUCAGUAUUGGGUCUUGCCUAUAUAUCCUCUCCAAGAAGUUAUACAGCUGGUGGCAUAUGUAGUCCUGAGUAUUUUAAAAAUGGAUAUACAUUAUACCUUAAUUCUGGCUUAAGUUCAAGUCGCAAUCAUUAUGGUCAGAGAGUAAUUACUCGAGAAGCAGAUUUAGUUACUGCUCAUGAAUUUGGUCAUAAUUGGGGAUCUGAACAUGAUCCAGAUAUAACUGAAUGUAGUCCGACUGCUAGUCAGGGUGGAUCUUUUCUUAUGUAUACUUAUAGUGUCAGUGGAUAUGAUAUUAACAACAAAAGAUUCUCUCCUUGUAGCUUACGGUCUAUACGUAAAGUAUUACAAGCUAAAUCAGCACGUUGUUUUUCUGAACCUGAGGAAUCAUUUUGUGGUAAUCUUAGAGUUGAAGGCAAUGAAGAAUGUGAUGCUGGCCUUUUAGGGACUGAAGAUAAUGAUUCAUGUUGUGACAAAAACUGUAAACUCAGAAGAGCUCAAGGGGCUCGAUGCAGUGAUAAAAAUUCACCAUGUUGUCAAAAUUGCCAGUUUAUGGCAUCCGGAGUAAAAUGUCGUGAAGGACAAUUUUCUACUUGUGAGCAAGAAUCACGCUGUACUGGUACAGGAGCUGAAUGUCCAAAAAGUCCUCCUAUGCCAGAUGGUACAGGAUGCCUUGAGAAAGGAAAAUGUCGUUCAGGAAAAUGUAUACCUUUUUGUGAGACCCAAGGACUACAAAGUUGUAUGUGUGAUACUAUAUUGCAAUCAUGCAGACGUUGUUGUCGUAUAAAUCUCAACGAUACAUGUUACCCAGUUGAUCCACCAGAUGUUUUACCUGAUGGAACCCCGUGCAUUCAAGGAUUUUGCAACAAAGGUGUUUGUGAAAAAACUAUUCAAGAUGUUGUAGAACGUUUCUGGGACAUUAUUGAAGAAAUCAACAUCAAUAAAAUGUUAAGAUUUUUAAAAGAUAACAUUGUAGGCACAGUUAUAUUAAUUACUGGUUUGAUAUGGGUGCCAGCUUCUUGUAUAAUUAAUUGGUUAGAUCAUAAGCGUGCAAAAGAAGCUCGAGAAAGAAGGAAAUGGGAAGAUCAAGAUGAUCUUGUGCAAAUGUCAAAUGAUGCAAGACCAAAAAAAGUGAUUUACAUUAAAGUGCCAACAAAUCAAACGGAAAUGUUAAUGAUGAACAAAUCUAAUAAUUAAUAAAUAAUAACUUAUUAAUGUUA